AUGCAGAACACCACCAAGUGCUUUAACUGUGGUGGAAAUGGUCACUUCUCUAGAGAGUGCCCGAGCAAGAACGUGGGGACGGGUUCAAGGCCGAACAACCAAGGAUUUCGUCCGCAAACGAGGGCACCACCGGCGGGACCAAGGAUAAAUCGUGAUCAACCCCCGCGACAACAACAACCUCACCGUCCGAGACUACCCUCCCAGGCUAGAGCAUAUGCGCUGAGUUAUAGACAACCCAAGACUGAACAAGGGAAUCACGAGAGUGGAAAUUUGGCAGGUAUGGGCGAACUCCUCGAUACACCUAUUGUUGUGUUGUUUGAUACGGGUGCAUCGCAUUCUUUCAUAUCAGAACUAUGUGUGGACACAUUAAGUUUGCCUGCUUAUAAAUCUGAACAUAAGAUGAUGGUGACCUCACCAGUGGAAUGGGUAGUAGAGAUUUCACGGACAUGCUCGAACGUAGAAAUUUCCAUGGGAGAACUUAGGCUAGUCGCGCACAACCUACGAGUUAUGGCCAUGAAGGAUGUCGAUGUGAUCUUAUGA
Salvia splendens (bonfire salvia) is the source of this 540-nucleotide messenger RNA. RefSeq lists its product as uncharacterized. Lineage: Eukaryota; Viridiplantae; Streptophyta; Magnoliopsida; Lamiales; Lamiaceae. The record is from RefSeq and is a predicted model, not a curated record. The transcript has a single exon. Bases 1 to 540 code for a protein of 179 amino acids. Gene Ontology annotation, biological process: proteolysis. Gene Ontology annotation, molecular function: nucleic acid binding; aspartic-type endopeptidase activity; zinc ion binding.